UUUUGUAGCUGUGCAUGCUCCUGUAUUUGCUGUGGGCUAGACUUUUAUUGGCAAAAAUGUCAAAUUAGUAUCACUGGCCAUGACGAGGUGGAUUUUUUACUUAGCUGAAGACUGGAACGUAAUAAAAUUUGAAUGUUAGUCUACCUACUGUUGAUUUCCUGAGUGACACUGGAUACCAUUGUGUAGUUUGAAUCAGGAAUGAAAUAUUCUGAAAGCUGAGAGCAGAAACCUUCUUGAUCAAUAUGGAGGACAAAAGACGGCGAGCCCGAGUGCAGGGAGCCUGGGCUGGCCCUGCUAAGAGCCAGGCCAUUGUUCAGCCAGCUCCCACUGCUGAGAACCAUCUCCAACAGAGACCUGGCCAAACCUGGAUGAACAAGGAGCAUCGUCUGUCUGACAGACAGUUUGUGUUCAAAGAACCCCAGGAGGUGGUACGCAGAGCCCCAGAGCCACAAGUGAUCGAUAAAGAGGGUGUGUAUGAAAUCAGCCUGUCACCCACAGGCGUAUCUAGGGUGUGUUUGUAUCCUGGCUUUGUUGACUUAAAAGAAGCCGACUCAGUAUUUGAACAGCUUUGUCAGGAUGUUCCCUGGAAACAGAGGACUGCCAUCAGAGAGGAUGUAACUUACCAGCAACCAAGACUUACAGCAUGGUAUGGAGAACUUCCUUACACUUAUUCAAGAAUCACUUUGGAACCAAAUCCUCACUGGCAUCCUGUGCUGCUCAUGCUGAAGAAGCAAAUUGAAGAGAACACCGGCCACGCCUUCAACUCCUUGCUUUGCAAUCUUUACCGAAAUGAGAAGGACAGCGUGGACUGGCAUAGUGAUGACGAACCUUCGUUGGGGAGGUGCCCCAUCAUUGCUUCACUCAGUUUUGGUGCCACACGCAUGUUUGAGAUGAGGAAGAAGCCCCCACCAGAAGAGAAUGGGGACUACACAUAUGUGGACAGAGUGAAGUUACCCUUGGCUCACGGGACCUUGUUACUCAUGGAAGGAGCCACCCAAGCAGACUGGCAGCAUCGAGUGCCCAAGGAGUACCAUUCUAGAGAACCAAGAAUAAACUUGACCUUUCGGACAGUUUAUCCUGACCCUUGAGGGGCGCACUGGUGAUGUGAGGUCUUGGAGAGGGAAGCUGUGCUGAGACCGAGCAAACCAUCCACCAUGAAGAAACUUCCGGAGACUGGUCCAGCUGCUCUCAUGGUGUGGCUGUUUGGAAGAUGUGGAUGGGAUUUGCUUCCCAGCUUGGAGUCCUAUUAAACGACAGCCUACAGUUCAUGUUUGUAAUAUGUUUACUGUGGGAACAGUAAUCCCUAAUCAUGUUUUGAAAUCACAUAUUUUCUUUAGGCAAGUUAAAAACUGCUGUGGCUGUGUUCACAGAUGAUUUUGUCCAUAAGCAGUUUUUUUUCUGCCCUCUCCUGCUUCAUUUGAAGAAAUAUGAAUGGACUUUGCCUCCGGGGUAAAUCCACACAUGUUUGUUCCUUGUGCCUUUAGCAAAGUGGAGAUAUAAAUAUGAGUCAGUGACUCUGGAGCCUUGCGUAGGCAGACAGCUGCUAAAACCCAAACAGAGCUUUGUUGAAGUCUGCCUUGACUCCUGAACAUCUUGGCUUGUGUGCUAUUGUAAUGCAAAGCUGCAUAUUCUGGGAGCACUUUAUUUAACUGAGCCUCCUUGCCUGUCCAUCUUCCCAGGAUAUGCUCAGACAGGUUACAGGCCUCUGAAUAAAGAGCAGAGGUGGUAUUCUCCAGUGCAUCUCCAAGCAGCCACCUGGACUACUUGAAAUACAAGAGAAAACUGUCCCCUCAAAGGGAGGAAGAAUUGAGUGAUGUCAUGAGAAAUUUCGGCUGAAGAGCAGCAAAUGCCCUGCUAGUGGCAGCUGUUCUACAUAGAUGAGUUCCCCCUGGAGAAUGACUUGAGUCAUUUAAACCCUAGCCAGAUAGGAGCGGGAGCAGUCCUACAGGAACAGACUCAGUUACCUAAGAGUCCUGUUCACUUUAGAUUUCAGUAGCCCUAUGACUAAGGCUUUCGUCUGACUCAGUGUUUUCUUCUACACAUGUUCCCGAGAUGAAAGCGUUAGUCUCUGAUGUCACCAGGGUUCCCAAAGCAGACAAAGCGACUGCCCCUUGUUGCAUCAUAAAAGCACGUGUCUUCCUGACCCCUUGACUUAGGAGCAGCAUGCCAAUUCCAAACCAAGACAGGAAAAACUGGAGAGAAAGAGAAUGGAUUUAAAUGGAUGAAAGUAGGGCGAGAGAGUUAGAGUUUCCCUUAGCUCCCUGUGGGGAAAAUUUACCGAGCCUUCUUGCUUUUGAUCUUGUUUCCAUUCCGUGCUGUAAGAUUGAUGAUCUCCAUGAUCACAAUAAAAUGCCAAAGGCUGGGCAGGCUCUUCCCCAGAAGGCAAAUGAAUGCCAUGCCUGGCCAGGCGCUGUUCUCUGACAAGCUCUGUAGCUUCUUGAACCAGAGUCUCUUAAAUGUUGUUGCCUGUGUGUUGCUCCUUUCUCUAAGAAAUGCUAAAUGCUUUAUGAAAUCUGAACAUCAUACUGACUGAGCCUUCCCGUGAGGGAGGUACAAAUCACCAUAACUAUAAAACGAAACCUACUCAAUCCCUAGCUUUCCUCCAAUUCAAACAAACACAACCUGGCCAGGGUGGUGCAGCCAGCUUUGGCUAUGAGUUGGCUGCAUGACCUGGGGAAAUUCCUCUUCUGUUCCCACAAGUGACGGGGCUGGCAGAUGACUCCAGGUCUUAACCACAUCCCUCCUGACCCGGGGUCAUGCUCUCCCCUCGCAUCAGCUCUGAUUUCACCUCUUCCCUCAUCACUGCCAUGUCUGUCAGGGAAACUAACUCCUACUCUUGAGCAGACAGCCUGGACCACCACCUGGGUUUCUUCACCUGAGAGCAGCAGUCUUAGGUUUUGUUUCUUGCUGUCAAAUGCCGGAACUGCUAUUCUUUCUACCACUAAGAUAAUGUCCCUUCUGAAAUGUCAAGUAGGUACUUGCCAUAGAAUAAAAGUACAGGGUUAGGACCGGACAGGAAUUCCAGACCCCAGCAAAGGAGGCCCGUGCUCAGUGACUGCACCAACCUGUUGCUGUGUUUUACUGGUGGUAGAUCUUAACUAGGAAUUAAGGGCGAAGCUAUUUUUGCCAACAUUACUUGUAAAGCAGAGGGAGCAAAUAUAACGGCUGUCACAUGAAGAAAAACAGGUCUAGUUUUUUAGUUGCCCGUUUUUUGAGCUUUAAUAACCUGCCAGAACAAUUUAAUAACCGUCCUAGGAGCUUUUCAUACAUAAUUCCUAAUCCUCCCUGAAGCCCUGCCUAAACAAGAUGCUAUUCCCAUUGUAGAGACUAGGCAACUGAGCCUCCAAGAGGUGAAGUCAUUUCCUAGGACUUAUGAACGGCAGAACCAGCACAUACAGCACAGGCUAAUGCCUAGACUGUGCUUUUCCCUCUGCCAUGCAGGAUUUAGGCAGAAUAGUGGGCACCCCCAGGCCCAUGAGCCUCAGGGCUUGCUCAUGCAGAACGGGCAACCCAAGCUCACCCUAGUGCCCUGCUGGCCAGGAUGACUGCCAGGCCACUCUGUUUGUCCCCUGGCUUUCCUGUGAACCAGUGCAGGUAUCUGCACCUCAUCUCUCCUUAAUCAACAUGAGCAUCUCCUAGUCAGAAACUCUGCUGCCAACUGGACUAGAACUGUCCAGUUUACUGGGGGAAGCUCAUUUUGGGGAGACACAGUCCAAAUUAUGACAAAUUAGACAAAUUCUCCUCUAACCUUCCUGGCAAGUGACUGAGAGCAUGUUUCCUGACCAUAUCAAAGCCAACUUUCAGAGGUAGACAGGUGGUCCCUUCCUCCCUUCACUCUUGUCUGUGAGUACAUUUGGGGACCCAGAUGCCCAGACUCAGCGUCAGGCUUGCUCACGAUGCUUACCAACACCACGACUCCGACCAGCAGACAGCCCGAGAAACAGGGUAAGCUCUGCACACUGACAACAUGUUGACAGCAGGCACCUUGCCUCGAAGCAUGGGUCGGAGCAGUCUGACACAACAUCAGCUUGUAUCCUCAGUCUACAGCUAACCACUAACUCACGUGGCAUCGAUGAUUCCUAAUAAAUGGGUCACAGCUCAUAAACCUGCCAUUUUGCUGUGACACUCCCUCCCUGCUGCCUCCAUGGCUGGUAUGACCUGCCCUCGCGAGUGGCAGGUCUGUCGGGACCUGGUCAGUAAGUGGCACCGUCUCCUGAAUUGUGUCAUGGCAACCCCAGAAGAGCUCAGUGGGCACUGCAGUGAGCAGAGCGCUCCAGCUGGGCGGCUUCAGAGGAAGCCCUGACACGUGGGUCCCUGCCCUGCUGGGAAUAGUUCUUCCUUGAGUUCUGGCAGCUUUCACUUGGCUGCAGAAUAUCUAAGACCCACUUUGCCUUUUCUGGUCAUAAACACUUGUAGUGUUGAAUCUGAAGUCUUGAUUGCUUUAUGUUCUUAACCAUGCCUUUGAAAAAGCCGAAUGUUUCCAUAGUGAUGCAUUCUGUUUGUUUAAAUCUUUACAUAUAUGUGGUUCCACCCACACGCUCUCCUCAGAGGGAUUUAGUUUACAACUGUCUCUUUACCCCCUCCCAGCUUCCCUUUGCAAGGAACCCCAGUAUGAGACCCCUGUCAGUUUUGUGCUGCUGGAAUCCAUUCUUAGAUAUGAUGACUCCUGUGUCUCGGGGUCAGCAGGGAAAUUAUUUUGAUGUUUACUAAUGAGGGUGGAACACAGGCUAAUGGUGCCUUUUCUAGCUGGCUUAGUACUGCUGUGAUAAAUCAGAAAAGCCUUCCCCAGCCUGUGACCAGAGCCCCAUGCUGGGCUGGGCUUUCAGCUGGGCGCGUAGGAAAACAGGAUAAAUUAGGUAGUAUUUUUGUAGCUAACGUUACCCAAAAGAUCGUUUUCUCAGAUGAGCCAACUUGGAGAUGACCAAGGCAUGUGUGACACUGUUAUCAUUACAGUUAUUUGAAUGCUAUCACUUCCCCUCCAUGUAAUGGUGAUGUCACGCUCCCUGGACACCAGGGACAGUCCCUAUUCUCAUGUGGCCUCCACGAGUGUGGACAUGCUCAGGCAGGAUCCUGGCCUCUGACCCCACUAGCUUUUAACUCUGGACACAAAGUCUAGGUUUCUAAAAGGGAAGGAAAGGUGAAAGCCAGGAGGAAGUGUAGAGUAUUUACUGGACCUGUUACGUACAUAAUCUGACUUAUUCUUAAAAGCAACCCUAUGAGGCGGUUGGUUGGUUUUUUAAACAGCUGAGGAAACUGAGGUACCUAGAGGAUAGAUUAGAUCCUGAGACUGGGUGUCCCUGGUGGGCAGGCUCCUGCGUGGUUACUUGUCUGCAGGCAUUUAGUGCGAUCUCUGGGCCUCCCCAGGCCCUGGCGUAGGGGGGAUGGGGGAAGCGGCAGCCUGAGUCUCCUGGGGCUGGAGGGGCUGUGCUUUUCUCAUCCCCUUUAGCAGCCAGCAAAACCUCGGGUCCUUGCCUGGGAGCCUGGAAGCUUCUCCCCAGGGGGCGGGAAGCAGGAGGAAGUGGUGGGCCAGGCGUGGGGCUCUCGAGGGCUGCGUGAUCAUGUUGCAGUUAGCCGCCCACUGCAGGAAGGGUGUGGGCGAGCGCUGUGGCCAGCGCCUGCCGCGCAGCGCCUGUGAUGCUCCAGACGCCCCCGAGAAGGCGAGCGCGAGCCUGCAGGGCAGCAUUAGCCGCGGAGACAGGACGGCAGCCUCGCCUUCCCAGGAGGCUGCAGCGGGGAGGCCCUCCCCCGGGCCGCUCUGUCGCUCUGAGGACUGAGUCGGAGCCUCUGCCACCAGGUCCCUCCCUGCCCCCACCCUUGUCUGCAUGAGGAUGGGACCAUCUAGGAAGGGAAUCCAUACCCUCCAAAAAGUGAUUCUGGGUUGCGGGCUGUGUCCUCCCUGCCUAAAGAAAGUUUGUGGGAUGGGUGGAUGAAGGAUGCCGUGAGGGCCUCCCAGACUUGGGCCUGGGGUAUUCAGGCUGCUGCCCACCCGGCCGGGACUCAGGAGAGUCCAGGAGAGGAGGGCCCCGCAGAAGUGUCUCCCCCAUGCCCCUGUUGGUUAGAGAAAACUUUUCUGGAAUGUUUUCUCUGAAAAAUAUAUCAAGGGAUUAGCCACUAAUUUCUUCCCUGAACCCUGUCUCUGAUGUUAGCUGUGAGCCUCUAUUCACCCCGUGUGAAGGGGAAAGGAGGACAGUUAGCCUAGAGGCAAAAAUCUGGGGAGGACGUCUGAGUGUGUGGCUUCCCGCUCACCCCCCAGUCGGCCCCCUGGAGGGCCUCCCGCCCUGGGCUCGGAGAGGGGAGCCAGAGAGGAGAGCUGGCGGACUCUCCCCCUGCCUUGCUCUUUGUCUCCACAAGUCCUGUGAGAGUGUAGGCUAGGAGCUACUCUCCCCGUUGGACAGAUGCUCUUCUGAGGGCCACCCAGGGCCAUGCCGGCAGAAGCAGCGUGUAGAGCCACAGCAAGUGCCUAGGCCAGUGUUCUUUCCACCGCUCUGAGGUUCCGUGACCUCUUCUGAGAUCCCCAGCUGAAGGCAGACCCUGGUGACAAGAGGGAACAUGGGCACAGACAGCCCCGGAAGGUCGCAGUGCCUGUUGGGGCAGCCCUCCAGGGACUGGUGUUGGCGAUCUCCAUGCCGUCCUGGCCAGGUGGCUCGGCACGUGGCCAGGAUCCCUGGCGCAGCUCGAGGGAGCAUCUUCCUGCCGAACAUAGAGCAGGCCAAGCUCUGCACCAGCUGCUUGGGGGACUUAGCUGGACAACUUCAGGCAAGACUGGUCAGGCCCCCUUUACUGUCACAGUGCUGCCUGCAAGGGUGGACUUAGGAAAGAGCUUUGACACACCCCCUCUGUCCCAGGCUCCACAUCUGGCAGACUUACUGCAGAGCCCCCGUGGGUCUAGCCUCAACCUGAGCCAGGCAGACCUGGCCUUGAGUCCCACUCUGUCCUUCCUAGCUGAGUCACCUUGGACCCGUCUGUCAGCCCCCAAACCUCAGUCUCCUCAGCUGUGAAGUGGACACAGAGGCAGCCACCUCUCUGAGGUCUUGUGAGGGUCGAGCUCAUGAAUGUGACAUGCCUGAUGCUAAUGUGCC
Messenger RNA from Delphinapterus leucas (beluga whale), 7079 nucleotides. Lineage: Eukaryota; Metazoa; Chordata; Mammalia; Artiodactyla; Monodontidae. The record is from RefSeq and is a predicted model, not a curated record.